Messenger RNA from Cyprinus carpio (common carp), 2090 nucleotides. It is a transcript of the gene rxylt1, whose product is annotated as ribitol xylosyltransferase 1. Gene Ontology annotation, cellular component: Golgi apparatus. NCBI's taxonomy places the organism in Eukaryota, Metazoa, Chordata, Actinopteri, Cypriniformes, Cyprinidae. The record is from RefSeq and is a predicted model, not a curated record. Gene Ontology annotation, molecular function: ribitol beta-1,4-xylosyltransferase activity. Gene Ontology annotation, biological process: protein O-linked glycosylation via mannose.
GAAUCGUUCAAACGUGAAUCAAUUCAUGAAAAAAGAUCCGACUCAAAACCAUCUCUUGGGCACACAUGCACAGGAUGGUCACCUGAAAAUCAAACAUGAGAUUUUUACGCCGGAAAAUAGCGAUCGUAAUUGUUUUGGUUUAUGCGAUAUUUUCGCUGUAUUCAGCGUAUAGUGUAUUUUUCAACAAGAGGGUUAUUUCUCGCGUUCAUCGAGUAGUGAAGAAGGGCUCUGCGAUCAUAGAAAAUGGAAAAGCAGGAGAGGAAGAGUGGAACCCAUGGAUAGAGGAUGAGCUUGCAUACUCCUCAUCUGUGCAAAAGCGGAGAGAUGCCUUCAGAUCAUACCAAGAUCAUGCUGCUAAGAACAGGCCAAAAACAAACAAAGUCCAGAUCUGGGGCAAAGCUGCCAUUGGACUUUAUUUGUGGGAGCAUAUUUUAGAAGGGCCUCUCAACCCACCAGACAAAUCCAGCCAAUGGAGAGAAGGAGAGAUUCAGUCUGGGAAGAUCAAUUUCAGUUUCUACACGGGGCCAGCAGUGGUCCAAGGGCACGUUUCUCUCGACGCAGACAGUGUGGUGUUGGUUUUGAAUGGCCGUGAGCAGCAGAAAAUCUUGUUUUCCAUCCAGUGGCUGCAGCACGUCCAGGGUCUGGUGCAGAUGCGCUCUGUCUCUCGGGUUGCUGUGGUUCUUUUGGGCAAUGAGCAGUGCAAUAAUGACUGGAUCAGUCCUUACCUUAAGAGGCAUGGUGGGUUUGUGGACCUGCUCUUUCUUGUGUACGACAGUCCUUGGGUCAAUGAUAAAGACAUCUUCCAGUGGCCACUGGGUGUUGCCACAUACAGGCGUUUCCCUGUUGUCUCACUUAGUGGUCAGAUGCUGAAAACUGCUAGACCAUAUCUGUGCAACUUUCUCGGGACUAUGUACAAAAACUCCUCCAGGGAAACUCUCAUGGGCGUCCUGCAGCAGAACGGCAUGGAGAAGGAUUGUCUUAUGCAUGUUAGAGAGAAGUGGCUUCCUCAAGAGACGGCAGACACCUCUAGACAGUACCAGAUGGCAUUAGCACAAAGUGACCUCACUCUUUGUCCGGUGGGAGUGAACACAGAGUGCUACCGCAUCUAUGAAGCCUGUGCCUAUGGCUCUGUGCCCGUGGUGGAGGACGUCCUGACUCCCGGGGCCUGUGCAGUUGGUAAGUGGUCCCCGCUCCGACUACUUAAAGAUGCAGGAGCACCCUUCAUCUUCCUCAAGGACUGGAGGGAGCUGCCUGCCAUCCUGCAGAGGGAGAGAGGGAUGAGCCAGAAAGAAAAAACAGAGAGGAGGAUGAGACUAUUGGAGUGGUACAGUGGCUUUCGUCAGCAGAUGAAGGACAAAUUCACAGAGGUGUUGGAAGAUGUCUUUUUCAAAAUCACCUAGUAUUCGUUUGGAAAACUUUAAAGGGAUAGUUUACCUAAAAAUUAAAAUUUAUCAUUUCAGUCAUCAUUUACUCAACCUCAUGUCAUUCCAAACAUGUAUGACUUUCUUUCUUCUGUGGAACACAAAAGAAGAUAUUUUGAUGAAUGCCUGGUAACAAAAUGUUUUCAGGGCCUAAUGACUUACAUAGUAUGAAAAAAAAGUACUAGUCAAUGGGACCAGAAAGUGUUCUUCAGAAUAUCAUGUUUUGUGUUCAACGGAAGAAAGAAAUACAUACAGGUUUGGAACGACAUGAUAGUUAGUAAAUGAUUUAGAAAAUUCUCAUUAUUUUUAUUUUAAUACAGUCGCACAUAAAGAACAGUGAGCCAAUGCAAUGCAUAAACAUCCUUUUCACUUAUUUUUGGAGCUGUUCAUUAAUUUGGUUUGGACACAGUGAUUUACUUGUAAUCUUAUACAUGUGAAAUAUAAGAUGCUACUGUAUGUUAUAAUACAAUAUGUUUUACCUUAUGCAGCUCUGCAUUCAUGCCCUCCAUGUUAACUGUAAAGUAUUAAUUUAUUAAGUCAUGAUGUUUCAGUGAAAAUAAUGCAGAAAGUAGUAAGAAUUCAUAACCUAGGUGGGUUACAUAGACAGAUAUUUAACAUUGUUAACAGUGCAUUGUUCUCAGUGCAAGUUAUUAAAAUAACUUAAUUUUA